GCAUCUCAUUUUUUCAUCAACUCAUCAACUCACAUUUGCUUGACUUUGCUGAACAAACUCGCUCCUGCACAAAAACUCUUGCUCAUUUUAAUUCACUUUUAGAUCAACCACUCAAGUCGACGACUUCCUCCCUAUAUUCAAAAUGCGUUUCAGUAUCGCCACUGUUGUUCUCUCUUUGGCCGCCAUGGUCGUUGCUAUUCCCACUACGGAAUCAACACUUUUCGCUCGUGGCGGAGGUCAAACCUGUGCUCAAGGUCAAACACUCUCAUGUUGUCAGUCUGUCACUUCAGGAGGUGAUGGCAUUCUAGGCAAUCUAUUGGGUUUGAAUUGCGCCGAAAUCCCGAUCCCAAUCGUUGGUAUCGUGCUCGGAGGCAAAUGUAACUCCGCACCCGUUUGCUGUAAUGUGAACGGCGGCAGCACCAGUCCCGAUUGCGAUGACAAUUCUAACAAUGGUGGUACACAGGGAGGGAUUAAUGUUCUUACCAAUAGCUGCGUUGCCAUUCCAAUCGUUCUCUAGAUGGUCAAAAAGCCUUUGAUUCUCCACGAAAGGGAGCAUUUCUGAUCAAUCGAUCAUCGCCCCUUUCCUUACCUCCCAUGUACCCGUCAUCUCAGCAACCAAAAAAUAUAUCUUUUGAUUUCUUCAACGCAAACAACAAUUUAUACCUCGAAGCGUUAAACAUGGAUUUCAACUGGGUGGCCGUCAUUACGUAUAUGUUUGUUCUCUUUCGGCACUAGGACUCAGUAUUGACUAUGCGAGUGUGCGAUUCUCUCUUCACUUCAAGAUGAUGUCUCAAUUCAACAUUGGACACUUCUCUUCAUUCUUUAAUCGUGCAUGGAAUCUCGUUUAUACUUGGGUAUUGAUAUGGUUGUUCAAAUGGUUCGUUCUGGAAGAAAUACAUAUUGCCAGGCAGUUACUUUUUACUUCCAACUUAGAAAUAUCAUUAUCAUGUGUGCAAUACAGAGGCUUUUCAUGAUACUGCAAUUUUUCUAACAGUGAAUGCAUGUAAUUCGUAAUGGUGGCGCGCA
Messenger RNA from Botrytis cinerea B05.10, 1026 nucleotides. RefSeq names its product Bhp1 (gene Bhp1). The transcript has 3 exons. Bases 143 to 517 code for a protein of 124 amino acids. Lineage: Eukaryota; Fungi; Ascomycota; Leotiomycetes; Helotiales; Sclerotiniaceae. The record is from RefSeq and is a predicted model, not a curated record.